AUGAGGGAUGGAAGAGGGGCCCUUGGCGCGCACCUCACCGGAGCAGAGCAGGAGAGAGGCGCUGGCUCGGACACGGCAUUGCACGGAUUCAGGAGGAGAACCCGGAAGGAGGGCCCUGACCCAUCAGUCACGCCGUCCUGGGUGAAUCCACCUGUGUUUGGUGUAGGUGGAAGUUCACCACGGGAGGAGUUUCCACUGGAAAUGAAAAGUUACCUGAGUGAAGGUCCAGACUUGAGGAACUUGUCGUUGGAACCACCAUGUUAUCAAGAACGAAAUUUGCUGCAGUUAGGAACGAGAAUAUUUGAGGAAGAACCGCCAAGUGCUUUUCUGGGCUUGGGCUCUGAGCUUGCACUGUCUUUCCUGCGCUGCAUCCUUCCCGUAGCCCUGUAUGUGUGGCCUGAAGUCGUCCCGAAUGAUGAGACGAAAGAGGUCUCCCACGACUGUGUACAGCCUGUGUUUUCAGAGCGUGCAGUAGAGUGCUUGCAAAUGCUCUCAAGGGCCAGAAGGGCGCCAGGUGGCCUGCAGGCGCCGCUGGGCUGGCUGGCUCCACGAGCUUCCGAGUUAGCAGGCCUCUCAGGCCAUAGUAGUUAA
Molecule: messenger RNA, 591 nt
Organism: Orycteropus afer afer
Lineage: Eukaryota; Metazoa; Chordata; Mammalia; Tubulidentata; Orycteropodidae
Source: RefSeq, a predicted model, not a curated record